This is a messenger RNA of Cotesia glomerata, 1099 nucleotides long. RefSeq names its product 40S ribosomal protein SA (gene sta). The transcript is spliced from 5 exons. Bases 60 to 992 code for a protein of 310 amino acids. Gene Ontology annotation, biological process: cytoplasmic translation; ribosomal small subunit assembly. Gene Ontology annotation, molecular function: structural constituent of ribosome. The record is from RefSeq and is a predicted model, not a curated record. Gene Ontology annotation, cellular component: ribosome; 90S preribosome; cytosolic small ribosomal subunit. NCBI's taxonomy places the organism in Eukaryota, Metazoa, Arthropoda, Insecta, Hymenoptera, Braconidae.
UUCAAGGAUCUCUUGUAGCUUAACUCGAAGCAGGUUAAGCGUUAAGAUCCAGCGUUACGAUGUCGGGUGGCUACGACGUUUUGAGCCUCAAGGAGGAUGAUAUUACCAAGCUUAUAGCUGCUGGAGCUCAUCUUGGCAGUGAAAAUGUCAAUUACCAGAUGGAUCAGUACAUUUACAAGCGCCGUGUUGACAGGAUCUCCGUGAUCAACAUGCGUCGCACCUGGGAGAAGAUUUGCUUGGCCGCUCGGGCUAUUGUCGCAAUUGAACACCCAGCGGAGGUAUUCGUCAUCAGCUCUCGUUCUCAGGGUCAGCGUGCUGUAUUGAAAUUCGCAGCUCACACCGGAGCAACACCAAUUGCUGGACGUUUCACUCCUGGUGCCUUCACCAAUCAGAUCCAGGCUGCUUUCCGUGAGCCAAGAUUGUUGAUUGUUACUGACCCUCAAGCUGACCACCAACCAAUCACAGAAGCCAGCUAUGUCAACAUUCCUGUGAUUGCCUUCUGCAACACCGACUCACCUUUGAGAUUCGUUGAUAUUGCAAUCCCUUGCAACAACAAGGGACCCAACAGCAUUGGUCUGAUGUGGUGGUUGUUGGCUCGUGAAGUUCUUCGUCUUCGUGGAUCGAUUCCCCGUGAAACCAAGUGGGACGUCGUUGUUGAUCUGUUCUUCUUCAGAGAACCUGAAGAGGUUGAGAAGGAGGAACAAGCAGCGAAAGAAAUCGCUCCACCACCAGUGAAAGAGUUUGUACCGGCUGAGUCGACCACCGACCAAGGUUGGGGAAAUGAAGUUGAUUCAGUUGCUCCAACUACUGAAAACUGGGCUGACGAUGUCGCCGGAGUUCCCGCUUCCAGCCAAAUGGCAGCAGCGGCUCCAGCUUCUGGUUUUGCAUCAUCUGGAGAUUGGGCAACUCAGCCCUCAAACGAGUGGUCAGCUUCAGCACCUAUUACACAGCCUGAGACCUGGGGUGGCAGUGCUCCUGAGAAAUGGGCAUAAACAAAGCCUAUGUUGACAAAAAUAUUUAUAAAAAAACAAAACUUUGUAUUUUGUAUUGUACAAUAAAAUGUCCGAGUACAAUAUAUUCUAAAAAUGUCUUGAAAUUA